This is a messenger RNA of Artibeus jamaicensis (Jamaican fruit-eating bat), 1464 nucleotides long. It is a transcript of the gene OC90, whose product is annotated as otoconin 90. Gene Ontology annotation, biological process: lipid catabolic process; phospholipid metabolic process; arachidonate secretion. Gene Ontology annotation, cellular component: extracellular matrix. The coding region runs from base 1 to 1464 and encodes 487 amino acids. The transcript has 15 exons. NCBI's taxonomy places the organism in Eukaryota, Metazoa, Chordata, Mammalia, Chiroptera, Phyllostomidae. The record is from RefSeq and is a predicted model, not a curated record. Gene Ontology annotation, molecular function: calcium ion binding; phospholipid binding.
AUGGCUGUGCUUCUCCUCAUAGGGAUGCUGGUGGCCCCAGGAGUGGGGAGCCACCCGCUGGACACCCCCCACCGGCCGCAGGAGCUGCCUCCAGGACUCUCCAAAAACAUCAAUGCCACGCUCUUCAAUGGCAUGUUUAAAAAUGUGGAAAGCGCGACCGAAAUUUUCGACUGCCUGGGCUCCCACUUCACCUGGCUGCAGGCUGUCUUCACCAACUUCCCCGCGCUGCUGCAGUUCGUCAGCGGCAUGAGGUGCGUGGCUGGCCUCUGCCCCCGGGACCUGGAAGACUACGGCUGUGCCUGCAGGUUUGAGAUGGAAGGGCUCCCCGUGGACGCGUCGGACAGCUGCUGCUUCCAGCACCGCAGGUGCUACGAGGAGGCUGCGGAGAUGGACUGUCUCCAGGACCCCACCAAGAUCAGCACAGAUGUCAACUGCGUCAGCAAGAAGAUCACAUGUGAGUCCAGAGACCCCUGUGAGCGCCUGCUGUGUACCUGCGACAAGGCUGCCAUUGAGUGCUUGGCCCAGUCCACGAUCAACUCCUCCCUGAAUCUGCUGGACACCUCCUUCUGCCUGGCUCAGCUUCCAGAGACGACCAGCAGGAAGGAGCUGACGACCCCUCUGCCUGGAGUGGAACCUGUGGAGCCUACAGACAGCAGCCUGGUGGCCCUCUCAGGAGAAGUGUCUGCUGAGACCAGAGGCGACCAACUGACCACUCUCUUCAGGACAAAGCAGGGGACCUCCCUUUUCCUGUCAGAACCGCUCCAAGACCAGCGAGGCACCGAAGCCGCGAGGACCACCACCCCUCCAGGGUCUGCAGAAAUUGCCGCCACAGCUGGAGGGGGAACCGUCGUCCCUGCCAGCACCGAGUCUCCGGGGCUGGCCGUGUCACCUGUCAAACGUGGUCCUGAGCUGACAACUGGAAGAGCUUGUGACAGGGUCACCUUCCCGCAUCUAUGGAGUGGGGAGCCGCAGCUGGGAGAGAUGCUCUUCUGUCUGACGUCCCGGUGCCCGGAGGACUUUGAAUCUUACGGCUGUUACUGUGGGCGAGGAGGACAAGGCGAACCAGUGGACGCCCUGGACAGGUGCUGCUGGUCCCGCCACUGCUGCCUGCAGCAGGUGAGGAGGCUGGGCUGCCUGCUGGAGAGGCUUCCUCGGUCCCCGGUGGGCUGCACGGACGGCGUCCCCAAGUGUGUGGGGCAGAGCCUGUGUGCGAACCUGCUUUGCACCUGUGACCAGACGGCGGCCCAGUGCAUGGCUGCUGCCUCCUUUAACCGCAGCCUGGCAUCGGCCGGCAGGCUGGAGUGCCAGGGCGAGCCGCCCCCCUGUGAGGACGGGGUGCAGGGCGAGCCUUCUGCUUCCUCCCUGGGCUCCAGAUCCGAGGAGAGCAGCGAGGAGGCCGAGCCCCCCGUGGCACCCCUGAGAAGAGCCAGAAGAUUUCUGGGGAAGUCACUCGGUCCCGUGUGA